This is a messenger RNA of Andrographis paniculata, 683 nucleotides long. RefSeq names its product universal stress protein PHOS34. The coding region runs from base 75 to 563 and encodes 162 amino acids. Lineage: Eukaryota; Viridiplantae; Streptophyta; Magnoliopsida; Lamiales; Acanthaceae. The transcript has 4 exons. The record is from RefSeq and is a predicted model, not a curated record.
CCGAUUGCGUUAGAAGUGAGAAAGAAGAGAAAUAAAUACAAGAAACUGGUGAGUUCAGAAUCAAAUAGAAGAGAAUGGCGAAGGAUAAGACGAUCGGGGUGGCGAUGGAUUUCUCGAAGAGCAGCAAGGCGGCGCUGCAGUGGUCCAUCGACAACCUGGCCGACAAAGGCGACACCUUCUACAUCGUACACGUCAAAUCUCAUUCCCCCGACGAGUCCCGCGCCAAUCUUUGGUCUCAAUCCGGCGGCUCUCCUCUGAUCCCGCUGUCGGAGUUUCGUGAGCCGGAGGUGAUGAAAAAGUACGAGGUUCCGACGGAUGCUGAAGUGCUCGACGUACUCGACACCGCUACCCGACAGAAGCAGAUAAGAGUGGUGACAAAGCUAUACUGGGGGGAUCCCAGAGAGAAGAUCUGCGAGGCUGUGGAAGAUCUCAAGUUGAAUUCGUUGGUGAUGGGCAGCAGGGGCCUCUCCACCCUCAAAAGGAUAAUACUGGGAAGUGUGACUGAUUAUGUGGUGGCGACAGCGGCCUGUCCGAUUACCGUUGUCAAAGACAAGGACGACUAGGAAAUAUUCGAUAUUCUAUAUUACAUCAAUACAUACAUAUAAAUAUUCAUAUAUAUAUAUAUAUAUAUGAAUAUGAUCCUUCUCAUAAAUAAUCGAUAUGUUAUGCUGUGCAUGCUGUCA